AUGAACAACAGGAUUAACCAUGCGUUAAAUUUUAACGAAGCGUUAGCAUAUUUUAACGACAGCGAGAAAAGAUGUAAUGAUGAAGCUAUAUCACAGAUUGAGAAGGAGGUAGGUACUUGUGCUGUUAUUAUACUACAUAUCUGUCACGAGAAAAGAUGUAAUGAUGAAGCUAUAUCACAGAUUGAGAAAGAGGUAGGUACUUGUGCUGCCAUUAUACUACAUGUAUGUCAGGAGAAAAGAUGUAAUGAUGAAGCUAUAUCACAGAUUGAGAAAGAGGUAGGUACUUGUGCUGCCAUUAUACUACAUAUCUGUCAGGAGAAAAGAUGUAAUGAUGAAGCUAUAUCACAGAUUGAGAAGGAGGUAGGUACUUGUGCUGCCAUUAUACUACAUAUCUGUCAGGAGAAAAGAUGUAAUGAUGAAGCUAUAUCACAGAUUGAGAAAGAGGUAGGUACUUGUGCUGCUAUUAUACUACAUAUCUGUCACGAGAAAAGAUGUAAUGAUGAAGCUAUAUCACAGAUUGAGAAAGAGGUAGGUACUAGUGCUGCCAUUGAACUACAUGUCUGUCAGGAGAAAAGAUAUAAUGAUGAAGCUAUAUCACAGAUUGAGAAAGAGGUAGGUACUUGUGCUGCCAUUAUACUACAUGUCUGUCAGGAGAAAAGAUGUAAUGAUGAAGCUAUAUCACAGAUUGAGAAAGAGGUAGAUAUCACCUUCCAACCAUCACAAAAUGGAUACACAAGCUACUCAAUAACAAGUGCGAAAACAAGUGCUGAAACAAUAAAAACGGAAUUAACACCUGGUGUAACAACAAGCGUUGAAACAACUACAAAGGAGACAACAAAUGGCGAAACAACAACAAGGGAGAUAACUCGCUAUGCUACAACAAAAGGAGAUUCACACAGAUAUGAUACAACAAUAUACAUAACAAGAUUUGAAACAACCAAUGACGAAGCAGAUAUGGAAAAAACAGCAAGUGUCGAAACAACAAAAGAUAAUUCAAGCAAUGAAACAGGCGAUGAUAUAAGCAACGAAACAGAUGAAGAAAUACGCAUUGGAUCAACGGACAAACCAGGCUGUCAAAAUUACGACACAGCACCAGCUAAUAAGUUCUAUGUAACAGGCAAUUUUUCUGAUUGUAGUGAGAUUCCAAGUGGCAGUCCUAGUGGUGUUUAUAUAAUAUAUGUGGAAGAAAAAACAGUUGACGUAUAUUGUGAAAUGACAGACUACGGGCAAUGGACGGUGAUACAAAGAAGACUUAAUGGCACAACAGAUUUUUACCGAAACUGGCAAGCUUACAAACAAGGAUUUGGGAAUGUUAAUUUCGAAUAUUGGCUAGGGAACGACAACUUAUAUCAGAUUCUAUCUACGAAAAAUUACAAGUUACGAAUUGAUUUGGAAGACUGGAACUGUGAUAAACGUUAUACAGAAUAUGAUACGUUUGUUGUGGGGAGUGAGGAAACAAAGUACAAGCUUUCUAUCACUGGUUAUAGUGGAGAUGCUGGUGAUAGCAUCAUUAAUCCACCAUCUGGUUCCACAUACAGAAUGAAUGGGAUGGAGUUUACCACGUCAGAUAGGGACAAUGACGAACACUGGUUUAUCAAUUGUGCUUCUGAUGCGAAACAUUCUGGAUGGUGGUUUAAUUGGAGCACUGAUGCCAACCUUAAUGGUAUUUACUACAUAAAUGGACAGAAAGUUUCUGAUGGAGUAUUUUGGAAUUGUUGGCAUUCUUCUGAGUAUUCUUUAAAGAGCGUAUCAAUGAAAAUUAAGCCAUAUUAA
Molecule: messenger RNA, 1773 nt
Organism: Mytilus trossulus (common blue mussel)
Lineage: Eukaryota; Metazoa; Mollusca; Bivalvia; Mytilida; Mytilidae
Product: tenascin-R-like
Exons: 6
Coding region: 1-1773 (590 amino acids)
Source: RefSeq, a predicted model, not a curated record